Messenger RNA from Aspergillus aculeatus ATCC 16872, 1712 nucleotides. RefSeq lists its product as uncharacterized. The record is from RefSeq and is a predicted model, not a curated record. Lineage: Eukaryota; Fungi; Ascomycota; Eurotiomycetes; Eurotiales; Aspergillaceae. The transcript has 2 exons. Bases 320 to 1549 code for a protein of 409 amino acids.
CCUGUUUUCAGCAUGAUGCUGCCAAAAACGUGGACAGGAGGCUUGUUUCAGGGUGCGGGCCAAUGCUUAAUCUGAAACCCGGGCAAAUUAAGGUGCUGCCCCUUCAAAAAAAGCCCUGGUGUCCGCUUCCUCUAUAAAGGCAUCCAGCUCCGUGUCUCCUCAAGUUGAUGCGAUUUUACUUUCUCUUCUCAUCCCUUCCUCCCGGUGGCAAUCUCAUUCCUUUCAUUGACGGCACUGGUGGCCUCGACCGUUCUUUACAUACCUUAAUCCUCCUAUCCUACUCCACUACAUUCUUUAUCGCAUCCGCUUCAACUUCAAAAUGCAAGUCCUUAGCACUCUCGCACUCCUGCCCGCCGUGGCACUGGGUGCCGUCCUGCCUGCUGCCCUUCAGAGCGGCACCAAGGUGGCCAAACGCGACUCGUGGGGAGGCAGUGUGUCGCUGGGUCCCACCAAGUCUGACAUCAUUAAUGCGGUGACCACCCUCAUCCCCGGCACGGCCCCUGCCACCCAGAACGGCGAGCUCUUCCUCUGGCCUGGUAUGAGCAACGGCACUGGAGAUCUCAUCCAGACCACCAUGGAGAGCUGGCCCAGCAACGCCUGGUGCGGUGCCACUACGGGCCAAUGGUGUGUGCGCGCCAGUAUCUUUGGUUCCUUCGGCCAGCUCGAUGGCACUGGCUCCGCUGUCAGCGGUGACGACCACGUUCGCAUCGAGUACAACCUGCUUUCCGACGAUAACACCUGGGUGCAGACGGUCACCAAUGCCUUGACCGGUGCCGCGCUGUCGAACUACUCCUACGCGUCGGGUCCUUACAUGACUGGUUAUGGAACAGGCACCGAGUGUGACUCCGACUGCACGGGCACGGUGGCUGCCCAGGUGUACCUCAACACCACCAUCACCCUCCGUGAGGCCGACACCACCUUUGGUGACACUAUCGCGACUGGCGCCGGCGCCACCUACACCGGCCUGAGCUCGAGUGAGGGUGGUAAGGUGUGGACCAUUGCGACCAUCAACAUCCCCGCCAUGGGAUCGGAGACUGCCGUCGCCUCGUCCACCUCUGCCGCCACGGCCCACUCGACCCCCGUCGAGACUGCUGUCGCCGUUGUGGACGAAUCCAGCACCGCUGCCACGUCUGUCGCGACUUCUUAUGCCUCUGCCUCUGCCGCUUUCGGCGAUGACGCGAAUGCUGCUCCCUCCGCCUUGUCCUCUGGACAGCGCUCCGGCCAUGGGCUCGGUGGUGCCCCCAAGCCCAGUGAGAGUGUAGGCGCUGCUCCUUCCGGUGCCUUUGAUCAGGGCUUCGGUUUUGGUCCUCGUCCUUCCGGUGCUGCUCCUUCCGGACAGCACACCAAGCACCACGGCCACGAGGGCCACCACACCAAGCACCAUGGUCACCAGGGCUCCGGCCAUGGCCGCGGCGGACACUCGAAGACGGCUUCUCAGCCGGCUGUCGCGCCUGCUGCCACGUCUGCUGGCGCUGCUCCCUCGGGCUUUGUCUCCAGCCAGGGCGGAAAGAGCCCCAAGGCUGAUUCCGGGAAGCAGGGAAACUUCUAAGCGCAGGGUUGACCGACAUUCAGAGUGGUGAUCGAGAGCAGUAAAGCAGCUAUGCAUAUAUACCGUAAAUAUAGUCAAUAUUCUUUCGCCCUAAACAUGGGUUUCACGGACCAUAUUCCGUAGCCUAUCCUGACGACCCAUUCCUUGGAGUCAUGAGUGACCG